AUGCCGGAUGAGCAGCAGCAGUCCUUCUUCGAGUCGCUGUAUCAUGCGCUGGACGCCGACGCCAAUGAGAUCGCAGAUGGCCUGUUUCUGGGCGCUGCCAAGGCGGCCUCGGACAAGGCGGCCAUGAAGAAGCGGAAGAUCUCCCACGUCCUGAUAGCGCACCCCACCAUGCCGGAGAAGCACCCGAAUCACUUCAGGUAUGGCCGCGCUCCUCUGGUGGACAUCCCAAAUUUCAACCUGCUGGAGAUGAUCCCGGACGCGUUGGCGUUCCUGCGUGAGGCGAGAUCCAAAGGCGGUAAGGUCUUCUGCUACUGCGCCAAGGGCAUCUCCCGGAGCUCCUCGCUGGUGAUCGCGCUUCUCAAUGCCCUGCUGCUUGGGUCCCUUCCGGACCUCUUCCUGGGAGGCGUGUCUCCAGCCCGGCCAAACGCGAAGGCUGAGGCAAAGGAGGUCCGACUGCUGGAUGAGGAGGGCAGCUGGAUCUUCCUCCUCUUGCGGGGCAUGACCACCGUGAGCUUCUGCCGGGGCGAGCUACCGAUCACUUGGCUGCGGGAUCGCCUGGCCCGGCUGCUGGCGGCGAACCCCUGGCUCGGGGGCCGCCUCGUGCGGAAGAGCGAGGCGGUGUACCUCAGCUUCGGGUGUGACGCCGAUGCCGAGCGGCACUUGCAGCUCCUGGGGCCCGACGUGAUCCAAAUCACCGCCGACAUGCCUUACGAGCUCAUCAGCCAGCAGGUGAGUGGCUCCCCAGCCGAAGUGAGGUCGGGCAUGGACUGCCUCCAGAACCCCCGCGAGCCCUUGAUUCGGGUGUCCCUGUGCUGUGAAGCUGGCGAUCGAUUCGCGCUCAUCGUGUCGCUAUCUCACAUCAUUGCGGACGGGCGAUUCGGCUGA
Molecule: messenger RNA, 885 nt
Organism: Effrenium voratum
Lineage: Eukaryota; Dinophyceae; Suessiales; Symbiodiniaceae
Source: the annotation of a GenBank genome assembly